AUGCCGAAACGCAAGGCCGAGACCGACGACAAGCCGGCCAAGAAGCCCACUUCCUGGAGCGCCGAGGAGGAAGCGCUGUUCCUCAACGCCGUCAAUGAGAUCGUUAGCAAGCAGAUCUGGGCCAGCGUCAAGGAUACGGAGCUGGCGGCGCGGCAGAAUGGCGGGGUUAUGAGUCAUUGGAAGAUGAUGUAUCGCAAGCUCGUCAAGGAGUACGCCAAGGAGUAG
Molecule: messenger RNA, 225 nt
Organism: Cutaneotrichosporon cavernicola
Lineage: Eukaryota; Fungi; Basidiomycota; Tremellomycetes; Trichosporonales; Trichosporonaceae
Exons: 3
Coding region: 1-225 (74 amino acids)
Source: RefSeq, a predicted model, not a curated record